CUGAAGCCUUGUUAGACUCUGAGUCUGUGUUGGAUGUAGAGACCAUCACACCGAUACCUGUUCCUCUGUAUGACAAUCAGAAAGCUCUUAGUGUGAUGAAGGAGUGUGAGCGACAUGUUCUGUUUGCUCGCACGGUUGCUGAGAGCCCUCCACCCCCCGAUGACUGGGAGGAACAUGUUAACAAGACUGGAUGGUCAGUGGUCCAGAACAAACUGUUCAACAAAGUCCUUAAAGCUCUACAAGCUGAAAGACUAGCCCGUCUGGCCAAUGAAACCGCUUCCAAUGAGCCAAUCUUGCGGAGGAUAGCUGUGGACAACUGUGCCAGGAAGGUGCAGCAUGCAUUAGCCAGUGUGAGCUGGGACACCAAACUGACGCAGUGGUUACACACUACCAUGAUUGAAUCCUUAAGCCUCGCUAUGCUUGCUGCUUACCUGGAUGUGCUGCAGACCACGUAUUUAGUCCCCGAAUUCUGCCCUGACUACUGUGAGGUAGCUUUUAACUGGUCGACUUGUGAAUACUUCUUGCACAGGAAGGGCAACCCACAUCUAUCGUGUGACAUUGUUUACAAAGGGAAGUGA
Messenger RNA from Cottoperca gobio, 578 nucleotides. RefSeq names its product KAT8 regulatory NSL complex subunit 3-like. The record is from RefSeq and is a predicted model, not a curated record. The coding region runs from base 96 to 578 and encodes 160 amino acids. Gene Ontology annotation, biological process: positive regulation of transcription by RNA polymerase II. NCBI's taxonomy places the organism in Eukaryota, Metazoa, Chordata, Actinopteri, Perciformes, Bovichtidae. The transcript has 5 exons. Gene Ontology annotation, cellular component: NSL complex.